AAAAAAGAAAUGGGUGAAGAGGGAAGUUCUCAUCAUUCUAUUGCACCAGCUCAUACUCUUUAUUCCACCGUUGAGCUUAAUUCCUCUCAUGCUCUCCCUCCAACCAUGAGCUUUGCAGCAUCCCCUUCGACCAUCAUGAUGAAAACUUACAGAGGAAAGCUACCUUUUUCUAUUAUCACAGUCAUAGUCUGCAGUUUUGCUUUCCUUGCUCUCCUAUAUACCGAAAGAAUAAGUUUUCUUUCUUCAAGUUCUACUCUGAAAUCCAAGUCCUGUGCUAGAAGAGGUGUUGUUGCAAAAGCUAAGGAUAAAACUACAGAGAAGAACCUAGAAAACCCCGAAAUCGAUGACAGGUUCGAGUUUGACCCUGAAGAGUGCAAUAUUGCCAAUGGGAAGUGGGUGUUCAACCGUUCUGUCAAGCCUUUGUACACAGAUAGGAGUUGCCCAUACAUCGACAUGCAAUUUGCUUGUGUCAGAAAUGGUCGACUUGAUUUCGACUACCGUCACUGGGAAUGGCAGCCAGAGGACUGCAACUUGCCAAGAUUUAAACCGGAACUUGCACUGAAAAAGCUUCGAGGAAAGAGGCUAGUCUUUUCGGGGGAUUCACUGCAAAGAAAUCAAUGGGAAUCUUUCGUUUGUAUGAUAGAAUGGACUAUACCUCCAGAAAAGAAGUCUAUGAAACGAGGCAGAGUUCGUUCUGUCUUCACAGCCAAGGAGUAUAAUGCAACCAUUGAAUUUUUCUGGGCUCCAUUUCUUAUUGAAUCCAAUACGGAUAUCAAUGUUUUAGAGCCAAAGAAGAGGAUUCUAAAAGUUGAUUCAGUUGCCAAUCACUCCAAACACUGGGAAGGAGCUGAUAUUCUUGCGUUUAAUACUUAUGUUUGGUGGAUGAGCGGCCUUAGGCUCAAGACAUUAUGGGGUUCCUUCGCUAAUGGUGAAGAAGGUUAUACAGUGCUGGAUACACCAGUUGCCUACAAAGUUGGUCUGAAGACAUGGGCUAACUGGAUUGAUUCAACCAUAAAUCCCAACAAGACCCGAGUUUUCUUCACAACCAUGUCCCCUAUACACACAAGGAGCCAAGACUGGGGCAAGGAAGAUGGGCUGAAAUGCUUCAACGAAACGAAGCCAGUGAUAAAGAAGAAGUUCUGGGGAAGUGGUUCAGACAAGAAGAUGAUGAGCGUGCUGGACGGUGUGUUGAAGAAAAUGAAAGUUCCUGUCACGGUCCUCAACAUAACACAGCUUUCAGAGUACAGAAUCGAUGCACAUUCAUCGAUCUAUACAGAGACAGGGGGAAGGCUCUUGACUGAUGAGGAAAAAGCAGACCCACGACACUAUGCAGAUUGCAUCCAUUGGUGCCUACCUGGAGUUCCUGAUAUCUGGAAUCAAAUCUUUCUAGCACAUUUGUAAAUUUUUUUUUUCUUUUUCCAACCCCCUUAUGUGUUCAAAAAGUUCUUUCAUUUGUAUCUGCAAGUUGUAUUAUUUUAGCAAAUCAAGCAAUUUUUUUUUUUUGACAA
Messenger RNA from Theobroma umbraticum, 1508 nucleotides. It is a transcript of the gene TBL3, whose product is annotated as trichome birefringence-like protein (DUF828). Gene Ontology annotation, cellular component: Golgi apparatus. NCBI's taxonomy places the organism in Eukaryota, Viridiplantae, Streptophyta, Magnoliopsida, Malvales, Malvaceae. The record is from RefSeq and is a predicted model, not a curated record. Gene Ontology annotation, molecular function: O-acetyltransferase activity.